Molecule: messenger RNA, 1443 nt
Organism: Manihot esculenta (cassava)
Lineage: Eukaryota; Viridiplantae; Streptophyta; Magnoliopsida; Malpighiales; Euphorbiaceae
Product: alpha-galactosidase 1
Exons: 15
Coding region: 99-1301 (400 amino acids)
Biological process (GO): carbohydrate metabolic process
Molecular function (GO): hydrolase activity, hydrolyzing O-glycosyl compounds
Source: RefSeq, a predicted model, not a curated record
CCAACAGCUAAGUCCAAAUGCGUCUAUAAAUGUUAGUAAACACAGCCAAGCUUAUUAUCCUUAACUAUCCUCUGCUCUCGCUUCCCAGUCUGUAACAAAUGGAUAGAUUCUCUGUUGCGGGAGUGGUAGUGUUUUGCUUGUUACUAAUAUUAUCGUCUUCAUUAGCGGCAUCCACAACAAAAACUGGACUCAGACGGAACCUCCUGGCGAAUGGUCUCGGAAUGACUCCUCCAAUGGGGUGGAAUAGUUGGAAUCACUUUGGUUGCCAAAUUGAUGAGAAAAUGAUCAAAGAGACCGCUGAUGCCUUGGUUUCGACUGGUCUUGAUAAACUUGGUUAUACCUACGUUAACAUUGAUGAUUGCUGGGCAGAAAUAGCUCGUGAUGACAAGGGAAGGCUAGUGCCUAAGAAUGCUACAUUUCCAUCUGGCAUUAAAGCUCUGGCAGACUAUGUCCACAGCAAGGGUCUUAAAUUAGGAAUUUACUCGGAUGCAGGGUAUUUCACAUGUAGCAAAAAGAUGCCGGGUUCACUUGGCCAUGAGGAACAAGAUGCUAUGACUUUUGCUUUGUGGGGCAUUGAUUAUUUGAAGUAUGAUAAUUGCAAUAAUGAUGGCACAAAGCCAACUGUUAGAUAUCCUGUCAUGACACGUGCUCUGAUGAAGACAGGCCGCCCUAUAUUCUUCUCACUUUGUGAAUGGGGAGACUUGCAUCCUGCUCUUUGGGGUGGUAAGGUGGGAAAUAGCUGGAGAACAACCAAUGACAUUGCUGAUAAUUGGGAAAGUAUGAUCUCCAGGGCAGACAUGAAUGAAGUUUAUGCUGAACUUGCAAGGCCGGGUGGUUGGAAUGAUCCUGACAUGCUUGAGGUAGGGAAUGGAGGGAUGACAAAAGAUGAAUACAUAGUCCACUUCAGUUUAUGGGCCAUAUCCAAGGCUCCACUUCUUAUUGGUUGUGAUGUGAGGAAUAUAACAAAAGAGACGAUGGAAAUUGUUGCUAAUAAGGAGGUUAUUGCUGUUAACCAAGACCCACUAGGCCUUCAAGCAAAGAAGGUUAGGAUGAUGGGUGACUAUGAGAUUUGGGCUGGGCCCCUCAAAGACUACAGAGUAGUUGUUUUACUACUCAACCGAGGCCCUUGGCGCGGUUCGAUUACUGCUAACUGGGAUGACAUUGGAAUCCCUCCACAAAGUUCUGUUCAAGCAAGAGAUGUUUGGAAGCACAAGACAUUGAAGGCACAAUUUGUAGGGAACAUAACGGCGACUGUGGAUUCUCAUGCAUGCAAGAUGUAUAUUUUGAAACCUAUUUCAUAGGCAGAUCACAGAAAUUACCAUUGGCAUCGGAAUGGAACGUGUAUCUGUAUAACAUGUUAUAUUGGAAUUCGAUAAACGAUUAUGUCAAAUCCAAAAAACAAUUAUUUAAUAAGAGCUGUCUUGAAAAGGAAAUUAGUCGCAA